UAAUGUAUCUGCUUAGUGUCUUAUCGUUUCACACGUGUUGUUUACAUUUGGAUGAAGUGAAGGGAACAGACAUGACUGCAAUGAGCGCGUUGUCCUGACGUCCAGGGUGGUGCACGGGGUGGAAAGAGUAAAUGUGGGCGCCGCUCCAGCCUCCACCCCUUUGGGCGCUGUCCACUAUUGCAGUGCUGAUCCCCCGGUGACGCUCUGUCCUCCUCACUGAUUGGCUCGUCUGCCGGCUCUGGCUUCUUGCGGGGGCGCGCUUGGCGCGCUUCCAACGUCUUGAGAUGUGGCGUAACAUCUUGGAAGAAAGCAGGAAACGCAGUAACAUUACCUCAUUCACAGCAGUGCUUAGAUCACUGGACUGAACCAAAGCUGCAUAUAUACUGCUGGAGAAACCAUAACUAACAGCAACACAUUACAGGCCGUGUAUGUGGUAUAGCAGGCUCUUUAUAACGUCCUUUCUGCUGUCCAGCCCCCGUCUGAACCCCCACCAGGCUGCCGGUAGUGAAGGGGUUACAGCUGUGCGCCUGCACUGCUCGGUGUCACAUUUCAGCACCUUGGAGAGGUUCCGUGCGCGCUCCCGACAGCUGCUUUCUCCCAGGGAGAGCGGUAGGGGAGCUCCAUCUGCUCAGCUCUCACUGACUCCUUAUCGGGGCGCUUUGGGGGAGCUUCCACAGCUGGGAGAGUACCAGCAUCAGGUGUGGGCAUCUCCAGUGCCCACCGGACGGGGACCCCAGGGACUAUUCUGCCGUUAACUAUGGAGGAAUUCCUGCAGCGCACCAAAUCCAGGCUGGAACGUGGUAAACAUUUAGAGAAGGUUCAUACCGUCAUCGGACAUAAAAUUUGCGAUUUGGACUCUAUAAUUUCCACAUUAGCGUAUGCUUACUAUUUGGAUAAAAUGACAACACCAAGUGUUCUCUGUGUGCCUGUUCUAAAUGUUACAAGGCUUGAAUUUGACUUCUACAGCGAGACAAGGUUUAUACUAGAGGAGCUGGAUAUCCCUGAGUCAUAUCUCAUUUUCAAGGAUGAAAUUAAUCUUCAGAGGCUGAAUGAUGAAGACAGGUUAUCAGUGACACUUGUGAACUUCAAUGCUUUUACAAGUGAAGAUGAAGGUUUGGCACCAUCGGUCAUAAAAGUCAUAAAUCCAGAGAAACAGUGUAAUGGGGAUCGGGAGUCUCUUGAGUCGUCUUCUGUCUUAGUAACAAAAGAGAUUCUCAAGGAGGCACCAGAGCUACUUACUCCUCAGCUUGCUUAUCUACUCAGAGGAAGCAUUCUGUUUAACUGCUUAUCUGCUGACCAUGAGAAGGUACCCGAGCAACAAGAAGAAAUUGUAUGCAUUCUUGAGGAGAGAUUUCCAGAGCUUCCGCCAAGACAGGAUAUUAUCAACAGUCUGCAGGAAACAAAACUUCAUACACAAGGUUCAAGUGUUGAAGAUAUCUUACUCAAAGAAUUCAAAGAAUUGUCUGAUGGUGACAUAAAAGUAGCCAUUACAACAAUGCACAUGUCAUUGGAGGACUUAAUGAGCUACAGGAACAUCAUUGGUGAUCUGAAAAUAUUUCUUGAUAAAUACGAGUUUGACAUACUUAUUAUUAUGGCCAGCUACACAUCAGGGGAUCAGGCAACAAGACAACAAAUAGCUGUCUAUUCGGAGAACCCAGAAUUGUGUAAUCAAGUGUGCUGUGAAUUGGAAGAAUGCCCAAAUCCUUUCCUCGAUCUUGAGCCAUCAGAUUAUGGGUGUGAUCGUUUUUUUGUUUAUCAGCAAGAUAGUCCUUUGGUAACUUGUGAGCAAGUGGCAGCAAUCAUCAAAGAAGCCAUCAACAGAAGACGUAUCGGUAUGGUACCCAACAGCCGGACCUCCUCAACAGAAGCUGUUGCUGGUAGCGCACCUCUCUCACAGGGAUCAUCUGGUAUCAUGGAGCUAUAUGGUUCUGAUGUAGACCCACAGCCAAAUCCAUCGAACUUCUCAGAUAAUCAGCAAGAUAUUAAUGGAUCAGUUCAGGCCCAAGUGGAUGUCAAUGUCGAUCUUGUGAGCCCAGAUAGUGGCCUUGCAACAAUAAGAAGUAGCAGGUCUUCUAAAGAGAGUUCUGUUUUUCUCAGUGAUGACAGCCCAGUUGCAGAAGUUGCUGGUCCUCAUCACAGUUUUGUUCCUGGAAUUGAUUCUUAUAGUCCUAUCCCAGAAUCUGUCAUUGUUGAGGAGGAAACCCCGUCAACAAGGAAUAACAGUGAUAAUCUUGAUCUCUUCAGCUUUCAUCUGACCCCUAAUAUUCACUCUGAAUCUUCAUCACAUUCUGCAGACUACUCUAUGGCUGAUGACUUCUUUUUUCAGAGUGAUUCCUCAGAGGGACAGCAAGCUACUGCUCAAAAAGAACACAUCCAGCACCAUUUCUACAGAGAUGAUAUAGUUAACCAUUCAUCAAAACUGCUAAAUUCCAAAUCUGGAAAGGCUACAUUGUUAGAAGUAGAAAAUGUUAGUUUAGUAGAGUUUGAUGACAAUUUCAUGCAUAGUCCUGAAAAUCAUGAGGAUCUUUGUGAUAAACAUCCCAGUGUAAGUGAUCUUGUUGAAUUCAGCUCUCCUUUAUCUUCUGAUGCUAAUGGUCAUGCAGAGGUAACAAUUCCUCCUACACCAAUGAAUAGUCUUGUGGAAAGUUCACCUCUAGAUAAUGGACCCCCAACUUUUUUUCCAGAGGACGUAAUAGAUAAAAUUAAUGAAAUAGAAGCUGCUGACAUACCUCAGGUUAAAUAUUCCUAUUGGUGGAAUGGAGGUGAACCAAACUUAACACAAGAGGCCUUGUUGAAUGCUGACAUGUGGAGUUCAAGUGAGCAGGUAUGCAAUAGCCCUGAUUCAUGGAAAGGCCAAAACCAAAAAGACAAUCAUGAAGCUGCGCACAUGGCUGGCUCAUUUGAUAUGAAAGUACCUAACUGUCAUAACAGGGAUAAUCAUGAUAAUAACACCAGGCAGGAAAACAGAACAUUUUCAGAUUUAUGGAGAUCAAACCAUCCUAUUCAAUCAACCUCAGAUCCUUGGUGUGGCUCCCCAGAUAGCUUUGGACAAUCUGCAAAUCAGCCCUUCGAUACGUGGGAUAUGUCUCAUCAUUCUAACUAUAAGAAAUACUUUUCCAAAUCAAAUGAAAUAGGUGACGUAUCAAGUGACCAUUCUUCAGAAUAUACUCAUGAUAUGAAUAAUGGUAGUGACAAACUGGACCAAGAAAUACUGGAAGAAGAGCAGCAUAUAAAAAGAAAACAUGACUCUCCAAAUGGACGAUUACAAUGCUUUGAUUCUGAUCAAGAGUCAUCAAAUGAUUUAAGACACAUACAAAGAAAUCUCUGUGUUUGGGAUUUUGGUCAAAGUAAUAAAGAGUCAAAUAUUCUUAAAUCAGAAAUUGAUUGGGAAGACCCCUUUUUGUCUUAUAGAUGUCUGGACUUUACAAACCCUGGCACCAGCAAUGAGUGUAUUGUUUCUCCUCCAGAUACAAAUUACUCAACGUCAGACUCAAUAUCUUCUCCUCUGUAUGAAGAUGAUAUGAAGGAACCUAAAAAGACAUGGGAAGAACCAAAAACUGAAUUAGUUCAUGAUCAGCCAGUGGUUGUUAAUAGUAAAAAUAGUGAGUUGACAUUGGAUGACACUAGCACAUCCAAUAUAGAGAGCAUUAAUAAUCCUUCUGAAUUGCAAUCUAGAACAUCUGACAAUGAAGUAAACUUCAUGAUAGAAAAAAGUGACGAUAUGAACAAUCUAAGACCCUUUUCAUGGCAAGACUUUAGCCAUAAGAGCACAGAAGAGGAAAAUUUGCCUGAAAGUAGCAGAGAUUUACCCAGUGAUGAAAAUUUACUCAGUCCAUUUGCUGAUAACAUGCUUCAGUUCCCCUUAGCAAACAAUGAAAGUCAUUUUUUUCAGCGUGAUCAUCAAAGUUCUUCACCGAGUAAAUUACCAGAUGAUGUUCUCCUUAAAAAUCAUGAGCCAUAUGUAAAAGCCAAUUCAGAUGUAAAAGUCAGAUCAAAUUCUUCUGAUGAUCAUUCCUAUGUUAAGUUACCAAAAAUCCAACCUCAAUCUCCCGAUAUUCUGAAUAAGGUAGUAAAUGUUUGCAACGAACAUCAGUUUGAAGCAAAUAGCAAACGCCAUGAAGAAGUGACACAUGAAACGGAAGAAGCCAUUUGGGAAACAGAUCUGCAGUAUGAUACAGAAUCCUCCUCUUUGAAUACUCCUGAUGAUUUAGAUACUUUACAGAAUGUCAAUUUAUCAAAUAAAUCUCCAGUGUUGGAUUUAAGGGAAGCAUGUGAUGACUGUGACAAAAAUAUAAACUCUGUCAUCAACUUGUCUCCAGUCAAUGACUCCCAAUAUCAGGUCAACAAUGAAAACAGGAAAUGUUUAUCAAAUAACUCAGGUUCAUUGAGUCUAGAGGUAAACAACACCCAUGAGCCCCAUAUUUAUGAAAAAAAAUUCUAUACUACUCAGCAAUCUCCUAAUAGGAACAUUGAAAUAAAAGAAAAUAUAUUAUACAAAAAUAUCAAUGGCAGACCUCACAUAAACCCUACAAAUAUUGAUGCCAAUGAUGCUGUUGUAUGUGGAAGUGCCUUAAAUACCUCUGUUGAUUUAGAUAUAUCAAAUGUUAGGAAAAUAGACCCUUGUCAUAAGUUAAAUGUCCUAAGUGACUCUUCCUAUUCCAGUUCACCAAGCCCAGAGUUAGCUGAAAGUUUGGGUGCGCUACAUGAUGGCAUUUUGUAUAGAAAUAAUAUAGAACAUCCAUCAGUGUCAAAGAAUAGCGCCUAUCAAACUGUUACAAAGGAUCCCGACAGAAUUAACCCUGCAAACACAUCAUCAAGUAUGAUCAGUAAAGUUCCUAUGAAUCUGGAUAUUUGGAACACACAAAUUUGUGUGGAUUCUGAAUCUUCGUCAAGUCCGGAGUCAAACAAUGUUCUAGAUCAUCCCAGCCCUGUGGAUAGAAAUGUUAAAAACUGUUUCCAGGAAAAGGUGCUGGAUCUGGAAACAACAUCUUUAUUUUUUAAUGAUACUCUUUCCAGUUCCACUACUCCCGGCACAGAAGAAGAAAGUUUGGAGGAUCAGCUUGAUUGUUUUCAUGAUCAUCCUUCAGUGGCGUAUAAUAGAAUAAAUUCCAAGACAGGAAGUCUGAAUACUUUUUCAGAUGAACAGGAACAAUUCUCACAGGUUCCAAACAAUUUGCACCUGAUUGAUGUUGGGUGUAAGGAAGAUAACCAACUUGUAGACCCAACUGAAACUAGAGGUCAAAAUAAAGAUGAAAAAACAUUGUACAUAUUAGAUUGCUUGGAACAAGAUACACCAACCCAAACAUACUUCCAGUCAAACAUUGAACCUCAUCAAUUUAGUGGCUCACAUGCUAAUAUUUAUAGCCCAAGCAAUGUAAAACUUGGUCUGUCAUGCAAACCAGAGUUUUCAGGAAAUAGUGAGGACACUAACCGAGAAAGCACAUGCAUUGAUUCUGGUAAUGUGGAUUCUAAAAAAAAAACAUCAGACAUUCUGGGCACUAAUAAAGAAUCCCAUCUAGUCAAUGAGGUUGAUUUUUCUUGCGAUGAUCUGGAUCAACACAAUGAUAUGGAAAGAAGCUUUGAAUGCUGUGAAGCAUUAACCAUAGAAAGUCCUAACCAAAGUGACUAUAUUCCAGACUUUCUAGAUGACUACACUCAACAAUCCUCUCCAUUCUUUUUUGUAGAACCAGACCAAUGGAAUAUGUCAGAGAAAGCAUAUACAAAAAUGUCACUGAGUGACAGUCCUGCUGUACUAUACAGCUGUGAAAACAGUUCUCAGGCUUCUGAUAGCCCAGAUCUGUGUCGAGAAUAUGAAUACAGUCAAAUAUACCAGCACCAUGUGAGCACAAGCAAUAUUCCUAGAAUAAGAGCUCUAUCUGAAAGUACAAAAGAAAAACAAGAUAUUACUUAUGUUGAAGACACAAAAAUAUCUAAUUCUCUACCUUUACUUGCAUGUGAUAGCCAUACAUUACAGUCUUUAAACAUUGUGGAAAAAUUUGAUCCAGCAGCCUACCCUACAGAUACUGGUGAGGCAGGUGACAUGGAGUGUGAACUUAAUAGUGAUAGUUCUGUUAAUUCACCUCUUUCUUUAAAUAAUGACUUGAUCUGUAGCAUCCACAAAGGCCAAAACACAUUAAUCAAGGAACAUGAAUAUUUUAUACAGUCAAAAACAUCCAACAUAAUACUCUCAGGAUGCUCAGUUUCUAUCAUGGGCAGCGAUCAUAAGCAAAGACUCGAGCAAGAUAUUUCUCAGAAAACAGCUGAUAAUUCUAUAGAAGAGGAAUUGGAAUCUCUACUUGGAAAGACACCGGCAGAGACAGAAACACAGUUUACAGACAAAGGAGGGUGGCACAAACACAUUUUUCCAGCAGAUGGCAACACUAGUCCAUUACAACUUUCUACCGAAUCCAGUGGACCAAUACAAGUGUGGAAACAUGACAUAGAUGUAAAUGUGGCAGCAGAAGACAACAAUGUGCCGGAUGAUAAAGAUACCGCUAAACCAGAUGUAACAAAUAGCAGCAGCUUGGAAACCAGCUCUCCUUUUGUGUUAGCAUCUAAAAGUAAAUUAAACAUUUUCCCAUUCAGAGACAUCAGUGUGGAGCCUCUUCAAACAGAGUCCGAUACAGCUUAUUCAGUGGCUUCUCCAGAUACAUUUCAGUCAAUCUCCAUGACAAAUGGAAGUGAAAACCAAAUGACCCCCGGAUCUGGAUUCCAAUCCUUUUAUUUAGAAGAAAAAAAUUCUUCUACUCUACCUCAAAGAAGAGAGAGUAAAAAGAAAUCUGAAGAAAUCUCAGAACAUGAGCACAGCUGGAGUAUAAUACUAAGCCAGACAGAGGCCUCUGAUACUUCACCUGAGGACAUAUUUAGCAGAGCAGAAACUGCAGACUGUGAUAAAGACUUGGGAGAGUUUUUAUAUAUGGAAUCUGAAAGACAGGGUGGAUAUCGGACAUCAAUAAGAGAAGGGGAUUAUAUAGACCUUGAGGAAAGCUUUGAACUGUGCAAACUAGAUGAGAGCAGCACCAAAGCACAGACAGAAAUAGAUCAUCUGUUAAAAUCACAAGAAACGGGGCUACCGUUAAAGCUUCCUUCUGAAGGUGGCACACUUGCUAAGGAGGUGGCAAUUGACUCCACUUCUAAUGUUUCUGAUCAAAGAUCAAUUGUAUUGGAUGAUGUGGGAAUGGACAUCCCAUUUGAUGCAGCAGAAAUCAGGCCGGAACCUCCAAAUUCAUUGGAUCUAAAUGGUUCCCAUGCCAGGAAAAUAAAGCUCACAGCUCCCAACAUUAACCUUUCCUUGGACCACAGUGAAGGUUCUAUUCUUUCUGAUGACAAUCUUGAUACUCCAGAUGAACUUGAUAUUAAUGUAGAUGAUCUUGAUACUCCAGAUGAAGCUGAUUCCUUUGACUAUACUGGAAAUGAUGAUCGUCCUGCUCUUGGUCACUCGCUGCAAGGAAAUUUUGAAUCUAUACAAGAAUACACAGUAGAAGAAGAAAGAGCUGAUAAUAAGCUAUGGAGGACUGUCAUCAUCGGUGAUCAAGAGCAACGAAUUGACAUGAGAGUCAUUGAACCAUACCAGAAAGUGAUAUCACACGGAGGUUACUAUGGUGAGGGUGUAAAUGCCAUCAUUGUGUUUGCUGCCUGUUUUCUUCCCGACAGCAGUCGUGCUGACUACAGUUAUGUAAUGGAAAAUCUUUUCCUAUAUGUAAUAAGCACUUUGGAACUCAUGGUAGCAGAGGACUAUAUGAUUGUCUAUUUGAAUGGAGCCACACCAAGAAGAAAAAUGCCAGGACUCGGCUGGAUGAAGAAGUGUUACCAAAUGAUAGAUAGACGGCUAAGGAAGAACCUGAAGUCAUUCAUAAUCGUUCAUCCAUCUUGGUUUAUCAGAACUAUAUUAGCCGUGACACGUCCUUUCAUAAGCUCCAAGUUCAGCAGCAAGAUAAAGUAUGUCUCCAGUUUAGCUGAGCUCAAAGAGAUGAUUCCAAUGGAAUAUGUACAGAUUCCAGAAAGUAUUAUCAAGUAUGAAGAAACAAGGUGUUUUCCAAGGAAUGUGAGACUGGAUGAAGAACUGAAGGAAUCUGAAGCAGCAAAAGCUGGAUGUUUGCCCAUGGAGCCGGAAAUGUCUUCUCUGGAUCAGGAAUUCGAGAAGAAGAGUGAAGACAAUGUAUAACACUUUGGAACACAAGAGCUGAGAAUCAUCAUGGAGAAUUCUUGUUUUAUUUUGUGGAUGUAUAUGCCAAGAUAUCUUAUGUACUUUAUUUUUUCAAAGUGUAAUUUAAUAAUAGAACAAAGUAUCCUUAGUCUCUUUAAUCUAAAAUGACCAGUUGAGUCAUUCUGCUUAGAAGGAAUGUGUUGUAUUUCAUGAGACUUGCAGCUCAGAAAAAAAACAAAAUGUCUGAUUCAAUAUUUGCUAUGGUGAAACACUUACUUUUGGUGGUAAAAUAUCCUGUUUUGUUUUUCUGGUAGGGGAUUUGUGAAGCAACAUUAGACCCUUGUACUAUAUUUUUAGUAAAACUAAAGUAGAAAGAAUCAACAAAGAAAGUUUACCAAGCAAUGAACAGAUUUCAACAUACACAAAAAUUCACGACCUCUCUAGCCACCAAAACUUGUAUGCACCAUCAGGACCGUCUUUACACUAGAUGUCAUACACCACACUAUGGCCCACAUUUAUCAUUGUCUUUAGACAGUUUUUAGAGUCUAAAAAGGGGCAAAAAAGGGAGCAAGCAGGGUUUUUUGAGCCUUUUUGUUUACACAUUUCUGCAGAUUUUUUGUUGUAAUCCACUGAUUUUGGCAAUACACAUGAUAUAGAAGGGUUUUAACAACUGCGCCUUUUUGUGAAAAGGAGCAAAAAAAGGCGCAAAGCCACUGAAAAGUCUCUAAAACGACACCAGCCCAGACAUGGUGUAGCUUUUUGGUGUAUGUGAAGAGAGAAAUUUCAGAAAAUGUGACCUGCAUAAAAUGUAUCAAAUGCUCUUUGACCAUUUAAUAAAUUUAGUGCUCCUACACAUUAGCAGCACACAAAAAAAGGGUGUAAAAAAAUGCUUCACUUACACCUACAAUGAUAAAUGUGGGCCUAUAUGCCCAAAUAACAGUGCCAUGCCUUGGCCAAACAUAAACAGUCACUAACAUUACCUACAGUUGUCUAAAUAAUAAUGCAAUACAGUGCAGCCAACACUAUACACUACAGAGAUAAUAUACUCUACUGUGCCUAAGUAGCAGUGCCACACAAUGCCUUAACAAAAGCUACCAUCACAUACUGCUUAUAUGCAUACACAGAGCAGUUAACAGCUGCACACAUAAUUUAAUGGCAGUGUGAUAUGAUGUGUAAAUUAUUCUGUAUUUCAAAGAAUAUUAAGAUUUGUGGGUGUUGCAAGCUUCCGAUGUCAAGCCAUUAGUGGUGCCCCCUUCAGCUGGGGCAGUAAAUGCAUCAUGUGCAAUCACACAAGCGUAUACCUGUAUAUCCAGCCCUAUGCACCAUAGUAACUAUUGAAUCUUUCUAAACAUGUACUUAAAGAAACCUGUAAGCAGUGCAAAAUACAUACAUAUAGCUCUUUGUUUUGUAACAAGCUAGUGACACUUUACCUGUAACAUGUUGUAUGCUUGUGCACAUACAAAACCAUAAAGCACACUCUGCAUGCUAAUAGUCUCAGAUUAUCAUAUAUGCAUAAAGAAUAAAUGUAUACAUUGCAUUGCUUUGUUUAUAAUUGCUCAAUAAUUAUUUUAUUCACUAUACUGAGAAACAUUUGCUGGAGACGUGCAACACUGUAAACAUGAGCAGUUUGUCAGGAAAAUGUUAAAAGAGAAACUGUCACCUUCCAUUUUUAUGUUAGUCAUUUAGUUAUGGCAGCAUAGGGUAUGUUUAUUGUUUAUAGUCUACUUGGACUUAGUAGACAAAGCUUCACCUUUUGGUGAUGCGGAACUAUAGGCACCACAUAUUGGAAGGCUUUUGCAACAGGUCCAUGGGCUUUUCCUUUCUGGUUAAGUGAAUUUUAGUUCUACUUGGCCUAGCAAUGAUAUGGGCAAAACCUAUUUUGACAAGGAAAGAAGAUGCCAGAUACCAAGUGCAAAUCUUUUUUCCUCAAGUCCACAUUAUAACAUUUCCACAUCCACAUACAAAUCCACAUACAAACGAUAAAAAAACAGGAAUCAUCAAACUCCAAAGCAAGAGAUCAUAGGUAGAAAAUGAAUACUAACCAAUCACAUCAUUUUUCUUUGAAAAAGAAAAUUAAUAAAAAAUUGAUCAAAGUUAGUAAACAAAUAGAUAUAUUCACAUACAUUUAUAAGAAAAACUAUUUGUGGAUACAUGAAAGUAUUUCAUUAACAAAAUCAAUAUCAAGUUUAUAGACAAUACAAUUCCUGAGUGAUACAGUAAAAUUCCUAGCUAUUGUGUAUUCUGAGCUUACCAAGUAAGUGUAAAGACAAACCGCUUAACAGGGAAAGAGCCUUUUACAGUGUAUGACUUUUUGCUCAAUAGGCCAAUUAUUGCCCCUUCAUUGGCUGAUCACUGGGAUUGUGUUUGCCUAAAAAUCAUUGUUGGCCUGCUGCAUAAACAGGGGGUGUACGGACGAUAAUAAUGCCAUUGGCUUAUUGCCACAGAAUGAUUGAGACAAGUAAAAGACUAAGUAAACAAGUAUCAGGCAUGGGUCUACACAUAUAAAGAGACCCUUAAAGAGAAAAUAUUUUAUCUUUGAGCAAGGUACAAAAUAGUAUUACUAUUGCCUUGGUGGUCCAUGUCAAUGGAAAAUAGAAGGUCCCAAAAAGUAGCAAUAAUUGAGGAAUGUAAAAAAAGAUUGUGUAAUUGGAAAUAUUGAUGGUUGUGUGUUGUGAUAUGGUGCCACUGUUACCUAGAUGAUCUGUACCUAGGGAUGAGUCUCAAAAAGGCUUGAAGUAUGGUCAAUGAAGAGAUCUAGAUUUGAGAAUAAGGCACUAAAAUGUAUAAAUCUAGAAGGAGACUUUGAUAUUGAGCUAGUAAAAACUAUUUUUUUCCUCUGGUAGCUGUAACAUAUAAUGCAUUUUUGUUGGAUAUACACCAAUAGCAAAUGAGAAAUUUUUUUACAGACCAACGAUGCA
Molecule: messenger RNA, 11064 nt
Organism: Hyla sarda
Lineage: Eukaryota; Metazoa; Chordata; Amphibia; Anura; Hylidae
Gene: PRUNE2
Product: prune homolog 2 with BCH domain
Exons: 21
Coding region: 758-8164 (2468 amino acids)
Biological process (GO): apoptotic process
Cellular component (GO): cytoplasm
Molecular function (GO): pyrophosphatase activity
Source: RefSeq, a predicted model, not a curated record